GCCCGCCAGGGGGCCCGACGGCGAGGUCCAGCUGCUGGCGGAGGGCAGGGACCCUGCGCUGCCUGCGGCGCGGGUGCAGGUGAAGCUGCGCGGCGGGGUCCGCGUGGUUUUCUGCAUGGAGGCGAGUGCCACCAUCGGCGAGCUGGAGGACGCCCUGGCGCGCUGGUGCGCGGACCGCGGCCUGGAGCCGCCGCUGGGCGAGCGCCAGGUGCUGCGGGGCGCGUUCCCGCCGACCGGGUACGCCGACCGGUCACAGACGCUGGCUGGCGCAGGGCUCACCCCGACCGCGACGCUGUUCGUGGCAGCGGAGCCCUCUGGCAGCUGACGGGCGGCGCCGCAGGGAGCUGGGCGAGGAGGAGGAG
Prorocentrum cordatum is the source of this 362-nucleotide messenger RNA. The record is from the annotation of a GenBank genome assembly. NCBI's taxonomy places the organism in Eukaryota, Dinophyceae, Prorocentrales, Prorocentraceae.